Pseudovirgaria hyperparasitica is the source of this 3385-nucleotide messenger RNA. RefSeq names its product acyl-protein synthetase. The record is from RefSeq and is a predicted model, not a curated record. The coding region runs from base 232 to 3138 and encodes 968 amino acids. The transcript has a single exon. Gene Ontology annotation, biological process: biosynthetic process; secondary metabolic process. NCBI's taxonomy places the organism in Eukaryota, Fungi, Ascomycota, Dothideomycetes, Acrospermales, Acrospermaceae. Gene Ontology annotation, molecular function: CoA-ligase activity; phosphopantetheine binding.
CCCCCCCCCCCCCUUGUCCAAGAGUCUCGCUCCGUAGUGGCUUUCAAUCUCGAAGCAAGCCAGCGCUUCUAUUAACAGCAUCUGGACUCAGGCAACAGAAACAGAUACCUAGUAAUAGCACAGAUUGUUAUCUUACUGGUAUUGAUGAUGCGGCACACGAAAUCGGGCUCCGACUAUAUCGUACCCUAUGUUCGCGCUUGAUCUCUUCAUCUUUUGCAAAAUCACCCAACUAUGCAGGUAUUGCACGAGUACAAACAGUCCGCUACUUGUCUCCAGGAUAUCCUACGUAGCCGGGCCAUAACGAGGAAGGGAGACAUCGUUUGCUACCCACUUGGCGACACAUCAAAACCAAAGUCGUUCACAUAUUCUGAUCUAUUUGUCCAAGCCAGCUCUUACGGCCGAAUCCUUCGCGCCACCCCUGCCUUCAGAAGGAACCAUCCAGUACUCAUUCAUCUGGACGACCACUGGGUAACAAUUGUCUGGUUCUGGGCCGUGUCGCUUGCCCAAGGAUUGCCAGUACUCUCAUCUCCUUUCAGCAACAUCAAGGAGCACCGUAAUCAACAUAUUAGCGGGCUCUCGUCUCUGCUUCAAUCGCCAAUAUGCAUCACCCGAGAGAGAUUGCUGGAUCUCUUCGAUGGCUCUCGAGGUCUUCUGCAAUUACACACAAUCGAAUCGCUAUGCUAUGAUGAUUUGUCCGCCGACUCAUCAGCGUCAUCGCAGGCCUCGGACGGUUCAGCAUCAUCCGCGGACGAACCAAUGGCUCACUUCCAAUAUCCUGGGGGCGAUGCUCUGGCGAUGUUGAUGCUGACAUCAGGAAGCACAGGAAACGCAAAGGCUGUGCGCAUAACGCACAAGCAGGUUCUCUCAGCCAUCGCAGGAAAAGCUUCUGUUCGGCCGCUCGAAGGGAAAGGAUCAUUUCUCAACUGGAUAGGACUCGAUCACGUCGCGAGUCUCGUGGAGAUACAUAUUCAAGCAUUGUGGCUCGGUGCCGAUCAGAUCCAUGUCAACGCAGCGGACGUCGUUUCAUCCCCGAUUCACUUCUUGGAUCUCUUGAGCAAGCAUCGCGUAUGUCGUACCUUUGCCCCAAAUUUCUUCCUGGCCAAAUUGACGUCGACCGUGACUCUGGAGAUGGAGCGCCAAACGUUUAGAGGAGGUUGGGAUCUCUCAUCUCUACAGAUUCUUGCUUCUGGUGGUGAAGCCAAUGAUAUUAGGACAUGUUCGGCGGCAUCCAAACUAUUGAGCAGAUACGGAGCUCGAGACGAUGUUAUAACUCCGGGGUUUGGCAUGACGGAAACAUGUGCUGGUGCGAUCUUCAACAGCCGGUGCCCCCGUUACGACGAACAGCAAGGACGCACGGUGGCAAGCCUCGGGAAAUGCGUGAAAGGUAUCGAAAUGCGAGUUGUUGCUGGCUCCACCCCUGCAGCUACGAACGAAACCGGCGAUCUUGAGGUCAGGGGAGACAUAGUUUUCAAGGGCUAUUAUCGCAAUCCCAAAGCGACCGCGGACGCAUUCCCAUCACAGGACGGGUGGUUUCGUACAGGGGACCGGGCUUACAUUGACAAUCUGGGGAACUUGUGCCUCAAUGGUCGGUCGAAAGAGGUGAUCAAUAUCAAUGGUCUCAAGAUUGUCAUUGCGGAUAUUGAUGCAAUACUGGAACAGGCACUGUCUAGCAAAGUGCAACGUUAUGUCGUAUUCCCGUCGCGUGCAGCACACACGGAACAAAUCACCAUCGCUUAUAUUCCAAGGGAAUCGCCACACACUGCUGCCCAGAUGGCUGCAAUCGAUGAGCUUGCAGCUGAAGUAUGCAUGUCCAGCGUUUCCGCUCUACCGUCGGUCUUUUCGCUGAUGGGAUCCUCCCUCUCAUCACUACCUAUGACCACUCUCGGGAAAAUAUCACGUGCGAAGAUGAGCUCCUUGUUUGACUCAGGUCGCUUUGACGAAGAUAUUGUUGAGCACCGGCAACGUCUCGAUGCCUUCCGGAAAAAGACGAGGCGGACAGGGUCAUCCGACGCUGCCAGGACUGGGACUGAACUACUCCUCAUGGAAAGCUUUGCAAACACUCUAGACAUUAGUCUUGACAAUAUUGGCCCGGAGACACGGCUCUUUGAACUUGGCUUCACGUCCAUGGACCUCAUUCGUCUGAAGCGCCAUCUGGAUAGAAGUCUACAGAUCAGUGUUCCUGUCAUCACACUGCUACGCAAUCCAACAGCGAGGCAGUUGGCAGCAGCACUCAGCACAAAUAUGGCGAGCGUCACUUCCUCUGUGGAGCAAUCCAAGACGAUAAGUACCAGCUACGAUCCCGUUGUAACACUGAAAUCUAGCGGUAACAAAGCCCCCCUAUGGCUAGUUCAUCCAGGUGUGGGUGAAGUCCUAGUCUUCGUCGGUCUUGCACAACACAUGAUAGAUGACGACCGUCCGAUAUACGCUUUACGGGCAAAGGGUUUUGAAGGUGGCGAGCGGUUCUCCUCGAUAGAAGCGACAGUCGAUACGUACGUUCAGGCGAUCAGACAACGCCAACCACACGGGCCCUACGCCAUUGCCGGAUACAGCUAUGGAACAAUGCUUGCAUUCGAGAUCACAAAACGGCUGGAACGCUUGGAUCAUGGCACCGUCAGCUUUCUCGGAAGCUUUAACCUGCCCCCACAUAUCAAAUCUCGCAUGCGUCAACUCAGCUGGAACAUGUGUCUUCUGCACCUGGCACAGUUUCUCGGCUUGGUCACAGACACAGUAGCCGAAGUUAUGGAACAGAGCAGCACUUACCCUGGCGCGCAUAGGGACGAUGCUCUCGGAACUGUAAUGCACGCCACAGACGCGGCACGCUUAGAGGAGCUGGGUCUCGAUCAUCUCGCCCUGACCCGCUGGGCCGACGUCGCAUACGGCUUGCAAGGCAUGGCCGUCGACUAUGAGCCUAGCGGACAAGUCGCGAGUAUCGAUGUUUUCCAUGCCAUCCCCUUGCGCCACGCUGCUGCAUCGCGGGAGGAAUGGGUCCACGAGCAUCUCAGCAAGUGGAGAGACUUUUCCAGGGAUGUUCCCAGGCUGCAUGCUGUGGGCGGAGCGCAUUACACGAUGCUUGGGGCCGAUCAUGUGGCGCAGUUUGCAGCAACGCUCAAGGAAGCGUUGCACGCACGGAAUGUUUGAGCAUGGAUCCUUGUUGGUUUCUUUGAAUGCAUGGCUAUGAGGCGUAUUUUGUACAUCAGUAGUAUUAGCGAUAUAUCCCCCCCCUUGUGGUGUGUUUGUAUUUUCGGCUUCUUGAUCUCCGCAAAUCUAUCUGGGUCUCUUUACUAUUAUUGUUCGGGCGCAAUUGGGUGGGGCUAGAACUAGUGUAGAUUCUAUCUGAUCCAUCCAUUCUUACCUAUAGAGAUAUCCACAAAGUAUUAUUACAUUC